CUGGCGACGCAACUUACGACGCCAUUUUGUAAACACUUCCCAUCACGAAAAUUACCCCUUUAAAAUUUCCCUACCAUUUUGGAGGUUUUACAGGGAAAAGUCAAACAUGGAAGCGACUAGAUUGUAAAAAGUGACUGAAGACGCGUUUAUGGCAAACUUAGUCGCCAUUUUCCUUAAUAGAGACCGUUUGAACGGGGAGUUUCUGAGGCCGAGGAGGUGUGUGGGUGUCCAGGAUGAGACUUCAUAGUGAUAUGGGCAGCAUGCAGCUGUUGCACAUGCUUGAGGAGGCCCUUCGCAAAGAAAGGAGCUAUUGGAAGCCUAAUACUGGCAGAUCACAGCAGAAAAAUGAAACAGAAGUUGUCCAAGAACAGCGAGAUGAAAUGGUGAGAUGGUUAACAAAACUUAGUGAUAAAUUUCACUUCCAUCCUGAAACAUUUGCACUUGGUGUCAGUCUUUUGGAUCGUUUUCUGCAGUGUGUGAAGGCCCGCCCCAAGUAUGCUCAGUGUAUAGCUGUUAGCUGUUUGUAUUUAGCUGCCAAAACUUUGGAGGAAGACGAGGUAAUUCCUGGUUCCUUGGACUAUGUGGUGGACAGUCAAAGUGGCUGCACUGUGGCUGAGGUCCUACGUAUGGAGAGGAUUAUACUGGACAAACUACACUGGGAUUUGCUGACAGUUACAGCCAUUGAUUUCCUGCACAUAUUCCAUGCAUUGUUGUUGACCAAACACCCAUAUCUGCUGAACAACCUGAUGCAGAUGACCCCCUCACGUCAGCUGUCCUUGAUGACCCAGAAACUGAAACAUUGCCUGGCUCAGCACCAACUGCUGGCCUUCAAGCCAUCAACACUAGCACUGGCCCUGGUCAGCCUGGAACUGGAACUGUUUGCCACCAACAACUGGCUGCCAGUGACAGUCAGGAUGCAACAGUUAGUCAAGGUUGAUAACGUCCACCUUAUUCGUUGUCGUGAAAUCAUCUCCCGUCAUCUGGCCUCCAGUCGGCACAUCAACACAGUCUAUAUCUACUCCACAUUAAAGGACAAAGCCACCAAGCGCAAAGUGGACCAACUAGAGGAUGAGGAAGAUGUGUCUGAGAGCAUCAAGAGACUGUACAAUGAAGAAGGUGAAAACAGUUUGGGUCAUUGUGGAAGUGAGUUCAGACAAGAACUAGAUGAGAACUCUUCUCCUCUUCAAGCUGUUUCUGUUAAGUAACCAAUGGUAAUGGCACUAAGAAGAAAAACAAAGAGUUGGCAUGCAAAGAUAACAAUAGUUCCUCAUCUUAGUGAUUAGGAUUUACUUAGUUCAUGUAGGGAAACUGUGAUGUUAAGUAAGUAUACUGUGGAAAAAAGGUGUAUGAAUGUAUUUUGUAUGGAUGCACUGUUAUUAUUUCUAUUUUAAUGCCUUUCUUAUUUUAUGGUGUUUUAAGUGAACUUACUAAGCUUAUCUUUUUGCUGUACCACACUUGAGAUUAUUGUCUAUUUUGUCUAAUGAAUGUAGUUUAUGGUAAAUGAAAAAGGUUGUGUGAGGAAUUGAAAAUGUGGAUGUGACAUAAAGAAUGUGCUGUAUUUAAACAGAAAUUGAAAGAGAUGUCAUUAUAGUGUAGCGUAUGUUGUCAUCAAGUGAAUGUUUGCUUCCUACAGCUAGAACAGCAAAGAUUGGUAGUAAUUGAAAAGAGCAUUUUCAGAAUAACAUAUAACAUUUAGUGAAGUGAACUGGGUGCAGUAGCUUGAUCUGCACUUCAGUGCAGUUUUUUCAUCUCAUUUAUUCUUAGUUUUAUCUUGGUCUUAUUAGAAUGCAGCAGACAGAUAAUUGGUAAUAUUGCAUAGGGUUUGAACAAGGGUGACAUUUUCCUAGAUAUUUAUUUAUGUAGUACAGCUUGAUGACCUUGCUGUCUUUCCAUGUCAUUUGGUCUACUGGGGUACUACGCCAUAGAAGAUAUGGGUCAAGUGUCCUGGUAGAGCAAACGAUUUAGGCACUGGUGACGACUUUCUACAGUGUGUAAACAGCAGUGUGGAAAAAUAUCCCCUGCUUUUCUCCUUCUGUGAGAGGCUGUAAACUAAGAUAUCUUGCCUGGAAGUUCUGUAGAAUUCCACUUUGUCAUUUGUAAAUUUGAAUUCUGCAGAACUGUUUCAUUUAAUAACUCGUUCUACUGGAACAGUCAAGAUCAUUUUAACUUAACAUUUGUAUAUACUUAAACCAACUGUUUUAGCUCUUCAUUUUAUAUGUAUAAUACCCUGAGAUUGAAAGGUUUAGAUAAUCAUAUAGUAUGUCUGUGAGAGGUUGGAAAAAGAAAAAAAAAGAUCAAAAGUCACAAAAUAAUACUGCAAAAAAGUCCUUAUUUUAUGUUCAAUUGUAUUUAGCAUAAUGUAAUCCACAGUAUUCAAUUAUUUUUGUCAUUCAUUCUCAUUAUUCCAUCUUUUUGUUACAACAUUUAAGUGAAAAUUAUUUACCUUAUAUCUUUAAUAUUGCUGGUAACACAUCUGUUUUUAACUUGAACUUUUAAAUGAAUGGUUGAAAGAGUACAGUUUUUCUGUUCUGAAGAACAAUGGGACAAGACUGUAGUAAUAUAUUUCAUGAAAAAAAACUUUGUGAUUGUAUUGUGUCCAAGCCAGAAUUGGGUCUGUGUGCUAGAGUAUAUAGGUGCUAACUUCUGAACUGAGUGCUACACUGGACAGUUAAUUGAUAACCAUGCUUUUAGCCACUGAAUUUUACUGUUCUUUAUUUGAAUACAUUUGCAGAUGUGUUACUAGCUGUAGAUUUGAUAAUGUGUUCUGCCUGUACUUGUCCUAGUUGAAUGUAAUUGUACUGAAAAUGCAUAUGCUGUAUAUUUACUCAACAACACAGUUUCCUUUGUCAAAAACUGGAAGUGAAAGAACCGUUCAAGACACAAUGACUGACAGUGUUACAAAGUAGUUAAGUCAAAUUAUAUUUGUAGGUUUCUUAAGAUCUUUUUUUCAUAAGUAAAGCAGUGGAGCAAAGUGUUUGUGCAUAUGGAUAUGUGUAUAUAUACACAUAUUGCACAGAUACUGCUCAGAGCCUUGUAUCAAGGUAUCUCCCAGGUAAACUCCACACUCUGUACCUGUCACUGCCAUACAGAAGACUGGGUAGCUUUGGUUGUUGAGAGUCUCAACAGUGACAAGGUGUAUAUACAGAGAAGAUUGGGUCCAGCAGAUAGACCUGUGGGGUUCAUGAGUAGGUACAUCAAGAUUUCUCAGGAAAAUUUUCUUUAAAUUUGCAAAUAGCCACUGACUGCAAUUUUCAGUACCACCUUUUGGAAACCUACAUUAUUUUUUAAAAUUGUUAUUUAUUUUAUUUUUAAAACAAUCUUUUAUGGACUUUUCACUUUUCCACUUGGAAAAAAGGACUUUUAAGUGCUUUGUGGCCAAUAGUGACUGUGUGUCCAAAGUGGAAGUGUUCAUAUCCAGUGUUUAUGGUAGGUGGGAGAGUUUCACUGGCUGGACCUCUCAGCCUAACAGUAAUACAGCACUUCCAGAGUACAUGUGGCUUAUUUCAUUUUUAUGGACUUCAGUACCAAGUCUUGAGACAUGGAACAAGAUUGCACAUGGUUACUGCAAUUGGAAAUAUCUUUACAGAGAUCAUAUUGAGUUCAACUUUAUGUCCCAUUCAGAAAUUAAAGUCUUAGAAGCAAAAUAGUUUGUU
Molecule: messenger RNA, 3653 nt
Organism: Lingula anatina
Lineage: Eukaryota; Metazoa; Brachiopoda; Lingulata; Lingulida; Lingulidae
Product: cyclin-I
Source: RefSeq, a predicted model, not a curated record